Messenger RNA from Cephus cinctus (wheat stem sawfly), 2653 nucleotides. RefSeq names its product proton-associated sugar transporter A (gene lovit). Gene Ontology annotation, molecular function: sucrose:proton symporter activity. The record is from RefSeq and is a predicted model, not a curated record. The transcript has 10 exons. Gene Ontology annotation, cellular component: membrane. NCBI's taxonomy places the organism in Eukaryota, Metazoa, Arthropoda, Insecta, Hymenoptera, Cephidae. Bases 229 to 2241 code for a protein of 670 amino acids.
AAAUAUCUGUGUCUAUUACAACAAUGUAAUCGUGUGCUACUUUACUGUUACGAAGGGUGUGCACGGUAUAUGUAUACUCCCCGUACAAAAUGCACUCUCCUACAAAAUAUACUAGUUCCAUUAUCGAUAGAUCGAUCGAUUCCUGACAAUACGACAGAAGGUUACCGCCAGCCGUGACGAAUGCAUCUCUGAGAAAAAUCUGUUACAUUUCCAUUUAUUAUUUUUGUCAUGGCCAUUUUUUUCGAAAUUAUCUAUGUCUUUGUACAACAAUGUAAUCAUGUGCUACUUUACUGUUACGAAGGUUCAAAACUCGACAUCACCAUGGUAGACAAACUUCACGAGUACGAAGGCUUUACCGGACGUGUUCAUGGAUUUCGUGAUAAAUUGAAAGAAAAGUGGGAAUCCUGGAAAGAAUUGAAACGCGACAUACCUACCGAUCAGGGUAUCGAGGGUUUUUUAAAUCAUCUUAGAGGACCGCCAAAAUUGGAAAGAACUCUCGACGAUUAUUCGCAUAUAUACAGAAAAAAGACUCGUGGUGAAUUAGUACGUGUUUCGGCUGCUGUUAUGGGAAUCGAAUUUUCAUAUGCCGCUGAGACAGCCUUUGUCUCUCCUACCCUGCUUAAGAUCGGCGUAGAUCAUCAGCACAUGACACUAGUAUGGGCCUUAAGUCCCCUGGUGGGAUUUUUCGUUACCCCAAUUUUGGGUAGCGUCAGUGAUCGCUGUCGACUCAAACAAGGCAGAAGAAGGCCCUUCAUCUUGCUUCUGGCAGUGGGUGUACUGAUCGGUUUAAUUUUGGUACCGAACGGCGAAGGAAUGGGUUACGCAUUCGGAGAUGUACCGUCUGUAACCAAUGUUACUGUUCCUCAUGGACACAGGACAACGGCAACGUCAUCGAAGGAUGAUGCACCAAUGACGUCAUCGGUAUCAUCGCAUUCAUGGGGUAUAUUUUUUACUAUUUUGGGAACGGUCUUACUGGAUUUUGAUGCGGAUGCUUGUCAGAGCCCGGCUAGGGCUUAUCUGUUAGACGUCACGGUACCAGAGGACCAUGCCAGGGGUCUGAGCACGUUCACCAUAAUGGCUGGACUAGGUGGUUUCAUGGGAUAUGGACUUGGGGGUAUCAAUUGGGACGCCACCACCAUUGGGGUCAUGCUUGGAGGUCAUCUUCAUGCUACCUUCACUCUGAUCACUAUAAUUUUUGUGAUCUGCGUGGCUUUGACCAUCACGAGCUUCAAAGAAAUUCCGCUCGAGGUUCUCGAGAGAGAUCAAUACCAACAACUACAAAAUCAAAAGAUUGCAGAAGAGCAAGACAAGGAUGACGAGCGUGAAAAGAUUGCUAACGAUGAGUGUACCUCGUAUGGGGCACUUGGACAUGAAUCAGAAACAAAUAUUGGCAAAACGGAUGAUUUUGUACUGAAACCUCUUCCCGUUGAGGAACCAGUGAAAAGACUUGGUGCGGUACCAAUGGUACCGGAUGUACCAGCUCCACCUGACUGCGAAGGAAGUUACGUUAAUUAUGGAUUUGAUGAAAAUCCUGAUGCCAAUCCUCGUGCUACCUUACAGGAAUAUCUUUUUUCUAUACUCUAUAUGCCUCACAGCAUGCGUAUGGUCUGCUUGACGAAUUUAUUUUGUUGGAUGGCACACGUGUGUUAUUCUUUGUAUUUCACGGAUUUCGUUGGGGAAGCUGUGUACGGUGGAAAUCCUAAGGCUCCUGACGGAAGUGACGAGAGAGAAUUGUACGAAUCUGGGGUUCGUUUUGGAUGCUGGGGAAUGUCAAUGUAUUCGCUUUCGUGUUCCUGUUAUUCGUUAAUCAUCGAAAAACUAAUAGAACGUUAUAAAGCACGCAAGGUAUAUAUAUGCGGCCUCUUAUUCUAUAGCACCGGUAUGAUGAUGAUGGCGCUUACUAAACAUCCAGCUGGCGUUAUCAUAUUCUCCUGGACCGCAGGUGUUAUGUACUCGACAUUAUUUACCAUGCCAUAUUUACUGAUAGCGCAUUAUCAUGCUUCAUCUACGUUUGCUGUUACUGCUGAUGGCGAAGCGAUACAAAGUGGCGGCGUGCGUGGAUUAGGUACAGAUGUUGCUAUUGUGUCAUCGAUGGUAUUCCUUGCGCAAUUUUUAUUAUCCUGCUGCCUGGGUACCAUUGUGAGUUUAUCUGGAACAACUACAGCAGUCGUAUGUGUCGCCAGUGUGUUGGCAGCCUGCGGCGCGUUAUCGGCUACUCAAAUAAUGUACCUGGAUCUUUGAGUGAAAUUGCGUACUGAAAAGAAUUUUUUUAAAAAUUAUAUUGGGACGAAUAUUAUAUAAAAAAGUGGAGAGUAUGUAAACUUUGAGGUAUUGAUUAAUUUUGUUUCUGUUGUUCAAUUGUAAAGUGGCAUGGUUCUUGUUGCAGAUCAUUCCUUUUCGAUUUACGUGAAACAAUGAUUUUGAGUACUGGCCAAAAAUAUUUCUCCAAAAGAAAUGCAUAUAGACUUUGAAACUUUUAUGGACGUUGAUACGUGUGCACAAAUAAUCGUUAUAAUUAAAGUUGACGAUACGAUAUGAGUAAUCGAUUUUAUGUUAUUUAUGUUGAUGUCUAUUUAAUCGUUAACGUAUAAAUCGAGUUUAGAUGACGGUGUAAAUAUAUUAGUAAUACGAAUAAAAUCGUUGUUACUAUGAA